Molecule: messenger RNA, 759 nt
Organism: Manihot esculenta (cassava)
Lineage: Eukaryota; Viridiplantae; Streptophyta; Magnoliopsida; Malpighiales; Euphorbiaceae
Exons: 4
Coding region: 122-511 (129 amino acids)
Biological process (GO): endoplasmic reticulum to Golgi vesicle-mediated transport; intracellular protein transport
Cellular component (GO): endoplasmic reticulum membrane; endoplasmic reticulum
Source: RefSeq, a predicted model, not a curated record
AACUUCGUUAGUAAGGAAAGCACCAAAUAAACAGAGAAAGGAAUAGUAAAAUUGCAAUCUCAUACAAAGCUACGGAGAGGGAAGAAAGAAAAAGAAAUAGAAAAUCGAAACACACUCUCAAAUGGCGUUGCAGUGGAUGAUACUCACUUACGUCGUUGCUGUGGAGGCGGUUCUAGCGGCGGUCUUAACCAUUCCAUCGCCGAAGCUUUUGAAGUAUCGAUUGGUGUCUCUUGUCUCUCUCCUUCUCCAACCUGCCCUCUUCAUCGUUCCUUUCGCCGGCUUCCAGCUCCUGGAUAUAUAUUGGAAGAAUGAGCAUCGCUUGAUGUGCACUUCUGAGAUCUGUACUGCUGCUGAGAGGGACCGCUACGAGAAAUCGAUCUACAAAGCUCAAAGGAAUGUGAUUUUAUGUGUUUCAGCUUGUUUGCUCUACUGGUGUGUCUAUCGCAUAUGCAAAUAUUACAAGGAGGUGCAAAAUUUGGAGGAGGUGGAGAAGAGAUACAAGAAAGAGUAGUUAGUUCAUUCACGUUAAUCACUACCUCAGCAUAGGUGAACAAAAAAGUAAUGUUUUACUUUGUGUCAAAAACCUUGUAGUACGUUGAGAGACCAUCUUGUUUUGACUUGUGAAUUUCAUGCAUUUGCAAGUGCAUCACAUGUGUUGCAUAUUUUCUGUAGCUCUGUUAAAUAUGGAAAUACGGAGUGAUGGGUUUCUUUGAUAACUUCAGAAUAACUUGAAAGAAAUCCACCGUUACUUUUUUGUCA